Molecule: messenger RNA, 156 nt
Organism: Pisolithus orientalis
Lineage: Eukaryota; Fungi; Basidiomycota; Agaricomycetes; Boletales; Pisolithaceae
Exons: 1
Source: RefSeq, a predicted model, not a curated record
AUCCUGGGCAUGACUUGUGAUAAUGCCACCAACAAUGACAUGAUGGUAAACAAGCUCAGCAAUCUCAUACCAGACUUUGGCAGCCCAGCCAGCCAUACACACUGCUUCUUGCACAUUGUCAACUUGAUUGCCAAGUCUUUAACAUGUCAUUUUGAU